GACUAGGUCCAUGGAGGAGGCUGGUGGGAGGAGGGGGUUGAGGUGAGAAAUCAAAGCUGAAGCUCUCUCCAAACGCCGCUGAGAGAAUGGGGCGCAGCGAGGAGCUCAGUGACUUUCAGCGUGGCACCGUCGUGGGAUGUCACCUGUGCAAAAAGUCAGUCCGCGAGAUUUCCGCCCUCUUGAACCUCCCUCGCUCCACUGUGAGCGCCGUGAUUCUGAAGUGGAAACGUGGAGGAAUAACGACGGCUCUGCCCCGGAGCGGCCGACCGCACAAGCUGAAGGAGGAGGACCGCCAGGUGCUGGAGAGGGUGGCGCUGGGGAAGUGUUUGCCCUCCAUACAGGCUCUGACCAGCGAGUUUCAGACCGCCUCCGGGGCCAGCGUGAGCUCCACCACUGUCCGCAGGGAGCUCCAUGAGAUGGGUUUCCGCGGUCGGGUGUCCUCGUACAGCAAGCCUAAAGGAGGGCAAAAAGUGUCAAAGAAGCAGGACUCGUGCAGCCAAGACGACGCCAAAGCGGACGUUUCUCGUCUGGACCUGCGCGUUGGACGUAUAAUUUCAGUUCUGCAGCCUCCAGACACGGAUGGCCUGUACGUGGAGCAGGUUGAUGUGGGAGAGGCUUCACCGAGGACAGUGGUCAGCGAACUGGCCACGCACAUACCUGUGGACCAGAUGCAAAAUCGCAUGGUGGUCUUGCUGUGUAACCUGGAGCCAGUUAAGACGGGGGGAGUGGAGAACCAGGCUGUGCUCCUGUGCGCCAGCUCAGCAGACAAGGUGGAAAUCCUUGAACCUCCAAGCGGAGCAGUACCAGGGGACAGAGUUACUCUCCAGGGAAUUCCAGGUGAACCAGACAAAGAGCUGAACCCCAAAAAGAAGGUGUGGGAGCAGGUUCAGCCCGACCUCCGCACAGACAGCCGAGGAGUCGCAACCUACAGGGGAGCUGCCUUUGAAGUGUUUGGAAAAGGAGUGUGCAAAGCCCAAACCAUGAGUGACACUGAAAUCAAAUAAACUGACGGAGCUUCUCCAAAUAGCUCAGAGCACAUACCUGCCACCGUCCAAACUGCUGCGGGAACGCUUCCCAGACGGGUGGAGGCUGUAACAGCAACCCAGUUUCUGGAGUGACAAUCCAGCGAUCAACGUGGGUGUGACCAACAUGAGCACGACACGAGGAUCUGUAGUUUUGAAUUUGUCCAAGGGAGGGCACUAGAGCGCCCGUGGUGGUGCGUGACGGUUUGUUAUGAGACAUGAGAUCAUAUCAGUCAUAUCCAGCAAAGUUCCACAUAGUUCAGGGAAAUUCUUUCAGAGAAUCCUGUUGAGUUGGGAAAUAUCAUUUGGGACAACUUAAAUGUUUCCCUGUGAGACUAUAAAGGCCAGUUCCACUGAACAGUGGCAGAAACUCCACUGUGCAAAAGUCCCUUUUUAAAGAGGGGACAUACACUCACUUGCCAGUUCAUUAAGAAUGCAUUCUACCAUAACAACUCUGUAUGUUUGCUUCAUACAGUAGGUGAUGGAAUUCAGCAUUUGCUUAAAAUAACAGGGAGCUGUUGAUUUAACUGUGUUUUCAUUUUGAAGGCUGUGGUUUGUAGGGCCAUUGUACUGAGUUGUACAAACAGGUUUUCUAUUAUUUUGACAGCCCCAUUUCAUUCAGCGGGUCUUGCUUAAUAAGCGCAACACAUCAAAACGCACUCCAGCGCUGUUUCUACGUAGAACUGAACAUUAUAACAUGUAUAAAGUUAUAGAUUUAAUGCAGAACUGAAAUGAAGUACAUUUGAACAAUGUACCUAAUGAACUGGCAAGUGAGGGUAGGUUGAAAAUUGGUCAGGUGUGGGACAGACUUAUCAGUGACUGAUGUCUGUUCUUGAAACAGUUUCUGAGUCGAUUUAUUGACUCAUUUGCUGACUCAUUUAUUCUUUCAUUUUGUAUAAUGUAUUAUUAACAUUUCUUUAAAAAGGCUGCUUCUGUUUAUCUGUAGCUUCCCAGGAAACUUCAAAAAUGGACCCUUCUGAAUCGCUGAUUUGGGUUGAAAGGUGUUUAUUUAAGUUUUGUGUCGACUCUGUUUGUAGAUAGUUACGCUGCUCUUUAGAUGUCAUGGCAUGUUAACUUUUGUACGUCGUGAUUGCCAAUUAGCAUAUUUAUUAUUUCAAGAGGAGAAUAAACCAACGUGUCUUGUUUUUAAAACA
This is a messenger RNA of Mugil cephalus (flathead mullet), 2176 nucleotides long. Its product is annotated as aminoacyl tRNA synthase complex-interacting multifunctional protein 1-like. Gene Ontology annotation, molecular function: tRNA binding. The record is from RefSeq and is a predicted model, not a curated record. Lineage: Eukaryota; Metazoa; Chordata; Actinopteri; Mugiliformes; Mugilidae. Bases 87 to 1004 code for a protein of 305 amino acids. The transcript has 4 exons.